GGAUAUUGUAUCACAUUUCGAUCACGCGGAAAUCGACAGGACUGUCGAUUAGACUCGCUUCUGGUAGAGCUAUUUCAGUUUUGAGUUGCGAGAAUGGCAACUGACAAGAUGACACUCAAGUUGCUGUUUUCUCUAGUUCUUUGCACGGCGAUAUGCCUUGCCGAAGACCCGGAGGAAAAAAUGACAGUACCAGAAAUAAUAAAGUUUUGGGGCUACCCAGCAGAAACCUAUGCAACUAUAACACAAGAUGGCUACGUGUUGACGAUGCAUCGCAUACCGUAUGGUAAGGCUGGUCGUGGAAAAUCUAAUCGCCCUGUCGCGUUUCUGCAACAUGGUUUACUGUGUUCUUCGAGCAACUGGGUGACAAACCUGCCUGAACAGUCUCUGGCCUUCAUGCUUGCUGACGCUGGCUAUGAUGUCUGGAUGGGAAAUGUACGAGGCAAUACAUACUCGACAGCUCACGUUGAGUACGCAAGAAACGAUUCGCGCUAUUGGGCGUUCAGCUGGGAUGAAAUGGCCAAAUACGAUCUACCUGCGAUGAUAAAUCAUGCUCUUUUCAUAUCCGGACAAAAAAGCUUGUAUUAUGUCGGCCAUUCACAAGGGACAAUGAUGGCCUUCUCGGGGCUUUCGAUGAACAAAGAGCUUGCUGACAAAGUAAAUAUCUUCUUUGCCCUAGCACCCGUGGCAAAAGUGGCUCACACAAAAAGCCCAAUAAGAUACCUUGCUUAUUUUACACCUCUCAUCAAGAUAAUGUUUGGAGAGUUGGGCGUCGAAGAUUUCAUGCCAUCAACAAAACUUGUGCAAUGGUUGGCUGAAAAGAUGUGCCCCGAAGAGGCAACAGUAUGUGACAACAUUUUGUUUCUUCUCAGUGGAUACGAUAUAUCCAACCUUAACAAAACAAGAGUUCCUGUUUAUUUCAGCCACACCCCUGCUGGCACUUCUGUGCAAAAUAUCCUUCAUUAUGGUCAGAUGAUACUGAGUCAAAAGUUCCAGGCAUACGAUUAUGGGACAGAGAAGAAUUUGGUGAAGUAUGGAAAAACAAGCCCCAGGCAAUAUUCCCUGAAAGAUCUUAAAACGCCUGUUUAUGCAUACUCUGGUGGCCAAGAUUGGUUGGCAGACCCUCAAGAUGUGAAAUGGCUCAUGUCACAGGUCCCACAUCUAAUAAAGCACCGAAUGAUUGCCAAAUACAACCAUCUCGACUUCAUAUGGGGAGAAGACGCACACAGCAAAGUGUAUCACAGCAUUAUUCGAACGAUGGCCAAGUAUGAACGGCAAAAACAAGGAGAAAUCAAGCAUAAGAAAAGAAAUGGCAAUUGAAUGAAGGGAUUUGAACUGUAUAUUCUUGCAAACUUUUGUUAUAAAAUUUGAUGACUUCCUAAUUCAUUUGAGUGCGAGACACCUACAUUAAAAGACGUUGUGAAUCAAAACAUACAAA
Rhopilema esculentum is the source of this 1435-nucleotide messenger RNA. RefSeq names its product lysosomal acid lipase/cholesteryl ester hydrolase. The record is from RefSeq and is a predicted model, not a curated record. Gene Ontology annotation, biological process: lipid metabolic process. Gene Ontology annotation, molecular function: hydrolase activity, acting on ester bonds. Lineage: Eukaryota; Metazoa; Cnidaria; Scyphozoa; Rhizostomeae; Rhizostomatidae.